AUGCACCCUCUAAACCCUUUCCUCCGUGCCUUCUUCCGAAGCACUGUUCCCGGGCAGUGUAUACCCGUGGAGAACCAUGUCCUACUUGUUCCCACGACGGAAUGCCUAGUCGGCUCGCGCGACCGGGAAUCCAACCUGUUCUAUUCGGAUCUCGUCGCGUCCGAGGAGUUUCUAGGGAGCCAUGUACUGCGGAUCCCAAUCAACCCGGGAUCGAUAAAUGGAAAGGAGGACUCCAACGUGCGUGAUAAUCGUGGGAAGGCGAAGCAGGUGACGACUUUCAAUGGGAGGACCGUGAUCAUCAAAGAGAACUCGGUUUACAGUAACAAAGGCUUCAAAUCCCUUACUCAGGCCCAGCUCCUGUCCGAUGCGCUUUACUACACCUCGUCCUCGUCAAGCGAGUCUCGUCCAUGGCUCAUAUACUACAUUUCGCGGCCAUUGGUCGGUUCUUACGACCCCGCCAGAAUAAUUCCAGCUGCAGUGCCAGGCACGACACCGAUGUUACUCGCGCCAAACGGAAAAAGGGCCGAUCAUCCUACAUCCAAUAAGAAGGGCGCAAGCGGGGAAUCGGUUCCUCCGCCGAAACAAGAGAUCAAAUCCUUUGGGGAGCUACUAGCCAAUUUCCCAAUGAUUGCACGGCAGAUGCAGCCCGGGCUUGAGCGGCUGUUUCGAGAAUUUGGCAAAGAACUUGGAAAGCCGCUCCCUCCUCCACCUUCCCGAUCACCCUCUGCGUCUGGCAGCGAAAGUGAGAUCAAAUUAUCUCGCGCGCAGACCCUAGCAGAUGACAGUUCAUCAAUACGCAGCUGGUCUUCUCGCAAUAGAGGCCGACUGCCGUUCAACUCUGAGGAGUACUUUGAAGAUGAUGAAGAUUUGAUGCGCCGAAGUUUGGAAACCGCAGUGACAGCGGCCAUUGAUCUUUUCCGGCUGGUUGAUAAGCAGCAGUUGUCUUUGCUAGGCGCCACCACCGAUCUCACGGGCCCUUUGGUUGAACGGCUUAUCGAACGUUAUGUCGCCGAGCAAGUUCAUGAGCCCCUUCUCUUUCCCCGUCUCUGUGCUUUCCGGCAGGCAGAGGAUUCAGAGCUGGACUCUAGAAUCCGACACAUGGAAAAUAUUGAUGUGACGCAAGUCGGAAUCUCAGUUGAGGGCGGGCGCGAAGGCAAGAGAGAGCUUAUCCGCCGCCUCGGACGAGGAGUGGACCAAUUUCGAAAAAUGGGCGACGCAAGAAGCCCCCAUGAGAUGCUGAAUACCCUUUUACAAACAGUAAAAGUGAUAUCUUUCCCAGGCAGCUAUGACAGACUGGAUGGGUUAUCAUCCGAGAAAGGAAGAUCUUCUGUCACCAUCAAUGCCGAUGUUCUGGUAUCAUUGCUGUUGGUCGUCGUCAUACGAUCACAAAUUCGACAUCUUCAAGCCCGCUUGCUGUACAUGCAACAUUUCAUCUACAUAGAUGAUGUGGAGAGCGGUGAAAUGGGCUAUGCGUUGAGUACAUUGGAGGCGGUUUUGAUGUACCUUGUGACCGACUCGGCUGGUCUUCGUCGUGCAAGUGCUCGAAACCGUCGCCUGUGGCAAGCGACCAAAGCUGGCAGGAUUUCAGACAUGAAGAGUAUCCUGGAACCUGACGGAGAUCAUGAAUCCAUAGACGAGGCCAUUCCCCAUGAGCCAGAGCGCAAAUCCGUUUUCUUUCAAACUGAAGAGCCGGACGAAUCUCCUUUUGAGACAUCCUCUAUGUACAGCAGCUCGGUGAUCACCAAUGGUGACCCAUUGACGGAGGAUGCACUUUCUCAACCACCGCCGUUAUCCCAUGUUUUUCCUUUCCAGACCUGGGACGGGCAUGCGCCUCUCAAAGACGGAAAUCGUCCGGUCAAGAAGGUCUCGAUGGACGUUCGCAGCUUAUCAGGGUCAUCGGCUGUCUCGUUCCUUUCCAGGACGAAUACAAUUGGGUCCAUGACGAGCAAUAUCGAGGGUGACAGUUCGAUAGAGACCCUAACCAAAACACAGGACCCGGCAGGAGAUUCUAUUCCCAUGAUGGCAGUAGAAAGCCGCCAGACCGAGGCGUUGAAGUAUUUGCUGAGUCUGGAAGAAUACUAUCCCCUGGAGCAUAUUAUUGAAGAUACCAACGCAGAUGGCACAACGCUGCUUAAUGCGGCUGUGCAGCUCGGACAUACAGAGGUUGUCGAGAUACUUCUGGACUUUCUCUUCAGCAAAACAGACGAGAGUGUGGUCGCUAUGUAUAUGACCAAAUCAGAUGUGCAUGGUCGGACCGUUGCCCACUACCUCUUCAGUACGCCUGAUCUGUUGGCUCGACUCGGUGGUCUUCUUCCGUGGCGACAGCGUGACAAACAUGGACAAACACCGUUGUUUGCUCUGUGUCGCUCAUAUGAUCAUCCAGAAUACAAGGCCAUGGUUAAAACAGCCUUGACAGCAGCACAGAGAGCCCAGGGCAAUGGGCAAGCCCUCCAACUUGAUGAUCAUGUCGAUGCUAAGGGCAAUACGUUAUUGCAUAUCGUUGGUGACCCCGAAAUCACGACACGGAUCUUGCAAGAGAGUGACUGUGAUCCAAACGCGACAAACGACAAGAGGUUUACUCCCUUAAUGAUGGCCAGCAAAUAUGGACGAGUGGAUCAAGUCCGGAUUUUGUUCAUGGAUCCUCGGGUUGACGUUCACGUCAAGGAGGCUCGUGGGUUGACGGCUGUGGAACUCGCUAAGGAUGAUGAAGUUCGAAACCGAAUUGAUGAUUUGAUUCUACUGUCACAUCCACCAUCUUCCUGUGCUGACCCGUCCGGCCGUGUCACUACAGUAGUCAGAUCAUAUUUCGUCGAGGAUGCAACGGUUCGCUUUAUCCUCAAGUCUGGUGCACCAUAUCCGCCAUCGGAAUCAAUAGCGUCUUCACGACCGGGUUCAACAACCUACACUGUCACGACGUGCCGACGCAGCUUCACUGACUUUGAGAACUUGGCCAAGUGGCUUGCAGUGGAACAUCCGGCGUCCUAUGUACCGUCUCUUUCUGACUUUCGGAACCCUUUCCAAGUACACUCCAAGCCUUCACGGUCCGUUCUCCACGACCUCCAAGAGAAGCUCGACCGCUUCCUCAAGACUCUACUGGCUCAUCCAACCUUCUCCACCCACGAGAUGCUCUGGGAGUUCUUCCUCGUACCAGAGCUGCAACCCGAAAUGAUGGCCGACCGGUCCCGCAGCAAAGCAGCAGCUCUGACAGAAACAAUUGCCGAUGAAAUCUCACCCGUGAGCAUCGAGGGCAUGCGCGAUACCGAGCAAUUCGUCUCACAUGCCCAGGAAAUGGUGCGCGGUGUACACGCGAACACGCGCAGCGUAAUCCGCCGCGGACACGCACUGCAAAACAGCGCCUCCGACCUAGCAGACGCAGUCUCCCUCUGCUCAGCCGUGCUCUCCACAUUCCAAGAACCAACCAACGCCCUCCCACCCAUCUACAUAGACGCCUUCACUCGUUACGGUACCUACCUCUCAACCUCCAGCUCCGACUCAUCCCCACUGCUCCAAUACAUCGCCGCGCUAACUUCAAUCGACAAUACUACCGCCGCUAUCCUCACAUCCCUCUCGCGCCCAGGGUACCUCAUCUCCGACCUCCAAUCAACAAACCGCGCAAUCGCCCGGAACCGCUCCUCCCUCCUUUCCUCAUCCUUGCCCCGCAAGUUCAACCUUAACCUCCCUGGCUUCGAAGAAUCGCGCCAGAAAUCUGUCCGCGACUUCCAGCACAAAAUUCAGGACGGCGAAGCCCAAGCCUCCCGUCUCGCUAGGGAAGUCACCUGGAACAAAGACGUCGUUGUCGGCGAAUUGGCUGGGUGGACUACCUGGCGCGAAAAGGUCGGACGGGAUGCCAUUCGUGCCUUCGUGAAGGAUACCCUCGUAAGGGAGAAAGAGCGCGGCAAACGCCUGGAGCGAUGCCUGCGCAGUGUGCGAGAGGCGAAGCCGUGA
This is a messenger RNA of Penicillium cinerascens, 3945 nucleotides long. Its product is annotated as putative VPS9 domain protein. Gene Ontology annotation, molecular function: phosphatidylinositol binding; guanyl-nucleotide exchange factor activity; SNARE binding. The transcript has 3 exons. The record is from RefSeq and is a predicted model, not a curated record. The coding region runs from base 1 to 3945 and encodes 1314 amino acids. Gene Ontology annotation, cellular component: late endosome; early endosome; plasma membrane. Gene Ontology annotation, biological process: early endosome to late endosome transport. Lineage: Eukaryota; Fungi; Ascomycota; Eurotiomycetes; Eurotiales; Aspergillaceae.